UGUUUUGAUCAAUCCAUAUAUCGCCCCAAAGCACUCCCUCUUAAAAAGGAAUAGAAACAAGGGGGGACGAUCGUCAAGGAUGCUGUAUACACAUGAUGUACUCGGAUUAUUUCCUUUUAUUUUAUUGCUUGUAUACACAUUACACAACACCGUCCCAUGUUCUAUGCCCGAUGUCCAUCGUACAUUACAAACUAACUUUCAAAGGAGCAAUACUUGCGUAAAAACCAAAUCGGUGUAUACACAUACGCAUUGAUAUUCCGUCUUACACCGUUCUUUCGCAGCGGCGGGCAUGUACGAGUCAUAGAUUCCGUAAGUCCACAUAGUUGUGUGUGUGGGUGGGUGCGUCUCGCCCACGUGGAAGGAUGAGGUUGUUAUGCAAGUCUUUGUUGUUGUUGUGCUUGUAGCACUCCACCUAAGCACAUAUGCGAAUAAAACAAACGAUAUCCCGAGUCCGAAAAGAUGAACCUAUCCCCAGACCCCCACGGAUCUGCAUGCGCAUCAUAUGAGAUGUGUCAGCGUUUUUUUAAUGCUCGUGGUUUGUGGAGAACGUCAUGUGUAGUACGAGGUAAGAAAGAAAUAUAUGUGAGAGGAAUAAAUAAAUGUCCGCGCUACCUCGGUUUGCUCUUGAGUCACUCGUUGGGGUGGGUUCCUGCUAUGUAUUAUUUUCUACGUGCUGUGGAAUUCUUGUAGGCUAGUCUUUCUAGAUUUAUUUUGGACAGGUAAAUGCCGUAAGUCGUUGGGUCCGAGUAUUUUCGCUGCAUUGACAAAACGGACAGUGGAAGUUAGUGGCUGGGAAACGGAAUGGCUGGGCAUCGUCGGACGCGAUGCGAUUAUGCACGUCAUGGAGACAUGUCGAACACACAAACAUACCAAUACCUCUUUGAUUACUUGGGGAGAACGAGCAUUUCUGCGUAGAAUCUAUUCAAGUUCGUGUGCAGGAUCUUAAAAAAAACAUGCCUCCCAAACGUAAGAUCCCCGAGUCAUCAGCAAGCGAUGCGCCACAGCAGCCCACAGCAAAACGAGCGACGCGCUCUUCAGCGCGAAUAAAACCGCAAGUGCAGUCACAAUCCGUGGAAACAAGUGUCCAAUCCAGAAGCAAAAAUAUCCCAAAGAACCCCAAGAGAAAGAUCGAAACUGCAAAGAAACCCAACAAACAAACUGUAAAAGACGCACUGCAAUCGCAACCACACCCAUCCCCACCGUCACAGCAGCCAGCGAGCGAUAUCUUUAGCACCCUAGAAAUCACGGAUAAUUCUCUCAAGAAACCAAUCCUGUGCCACCACUACCAUGCGCCUGCGUCACCGCCCUCGCAGAGUUUGAGCUCAACAACAAAAGCAACAUGCAUCUUCACCCACGGAGCAGGAGGUACGAUAUCCACACCCGCCGUACGUGAUUUCUGCGCUGGAUAUGCUCGUACGGCACCGGUGCUCGUUUUCCAAGGUUCCGCGAAUCUAGCGGCGAGGGUGAAAGCCUUCCACGCGUGUCUAUCGCAUGUGCAAUCAUCCGAAGCAACAGCAUCGAAGAUAGAGCCCAGCGCGAAGAAAGGGGCGAAGAGGGACGAAAACGGUGGAGUAGUAGUAGAAGAAGAAGAAGAAGAAGAAGAAGAAGAAGCUGUGAUCUUGGGUGGUCGAAGUAUGGGCUCGCGCGCUGCUGUUAUGGCUGCUGGCGAACUUCUUUCAAUUUCUCCGUCUUCUACUUCUGCUUCAAAGCCGACAAACGAGGUUGUUGCUUCGCCGAUCAAAGUGUCGUUGAUCUUGGUAUCGUAUCCGCUCCGAGGUCCCAAGAACGACCUCAGUGACCAGAUUUUGCUGGAUCUACCUACUUCGGUGCGUGUUUUGUUCGUCGUGGGCGAUAGAGACGCAAUGUGUCCCCUCGACUUGCUCGAGCGUACGCGCAAGAAGAUGACGGCGGAGUCGAAGUUGGUUGUGGUGAAAGGGGCGGAUCAUGGCAUGCAUGUUCGGCCUAAGGAGAUGGAGAUGGAGUUUGGGGAGGAGACAGGAAGGUUGGCGGCUGUUUGGGUGGCGGGAGAGAUGCAGGAAAGUGUAGUUCAUGUUGGUGGUGAUGAAGAAGAGUAG
Molecule: messenger RNA, 2075 nt
Organism: Periconia digitata
Lineage: Eukaryota; Fungi; Ascomycota; Dothideomycetes; Pleosporales; Periconiaceae
Source: the annotation of a GenBank genome assembly